AGAUGUGUGUGUAUAUAUAAAUAAAUAUUGAGACGACUCGAAGGCAAUUUUCUCAAAAGAAGCAAAGCCCUAGCGUCCUCUCUGUUCCUUUCAAAGAUCUGUGUUCCGGUUUCGGCUGCUGAUAGCGUCUUGUGUUCUCUAAAUCCGUUGAUUUGUUUUCGUCUAUAGAUUCGUAAUCUGUUGUGGGCUUGCCUCUCCUCUUUUGGAUUAUCGUACCUCACACUCGCAUCAGAUGCACUUUUGGUUAUUUUCAUACCAAAAUGCAGAUUUUCAGUUGCUUUUUCUAUACAAAUGGACUGCAAGAAGUUCAUCCAGAUGGUUGAGGAGAAGAAACGACGAGUUCUAGAGAAGCAAGAAGCUCCUUUGAAAUGGGAGCAGAAGCUAGAGGCGGCUGCCAAUGCUAAAGCUGACACAGAAACCAAAGUAAAGAAGUCAAAGGGCACUAAGAAAAAACAAAGGGGUGCAUCUGAAUCUAGCUCAGAAAGUGAUAGUAGCUCUGAGGUGAGAAGAAAGUCUAGAAGAUCUCACAAUAGGCACCGAAGACAUGCACACUUUGAUUCAGAUGACAGUGAUCGGAGGAAAGAGAAGAAAUCCAAGAGGCAGAAAAGGAGCGAUGAUAGCACUGAUGAUUAUGAAAGCGGGUCAGAGGAUGAGCUGAGGCACCAUCGGAGGCACAAGUGGCAUAGCUCAAGAAAGACUUGCGAUGAUGACAGUACCGAAGAUGUGAGAAGAAGACAUUUAAAGCGUCACAGGCGCAGUGAGUUGGUCACUUCAAGUGAUAGUGAGGAAGAGAGUGGAAGAAGAAGGCGAGGCAAAUAUCACAGGCACAAAAGAGGUUCAGCCUCCUCGAGUGGCUCGGAAGAAGAUAGUGGGAAAAGUAGGAAGAGAAGGCAACAUAAAAGGCAUCAUUUGGCUGAGUCUUCAAGUGAGGAAGAUGGAGCAAUGAGGAGGAUGAGGCAUCAUAAACAUGACAGAGAUUCAGCAUCCGAGUCUGAUGGAAGAAGGUUAUCAGAUGAGAAAAGAGAGCAAAACUUGGACAAAUGAAAAUGAAAAUGAAAAUUGUAUUUGUUUAAUUCACAUCAUAAGAACUGAAUGUUGUGUUGAAUUAUUGUGUUGCCACUCUGUUCUUUGAUUUUCAUUUUACAUUUUUAGCAAGAAUGGUACACAACCAAUUGAAGUCUGAAAUGUUUAUGAUAAUUAAGACCGUGGGCUAGCUA
Arabidopsis lyrata subsp. lyrata is the source of this 1217-nucleotide messenger RNA. RefSeq names its product CAX-interacting protein 4. Bases 292 to 1044 code for a protein of 250 amino acids. The record is from RefSeq and is a predicted model, not a curated record. The transcript is spliced from 4 exons. Lineage: Eukaryota; Viridiplantae; Streptophyta; Magnoliopsida; Brassicales; Brassicaceae.